Lynx canadensis (Canada lynx) is the source of this 949-nucleotide messenger RNA. It is a transcript of the gene MOG, whose product is annotated as myelin oligodendrocyte glycoprotein. Gene Ontology annotation, cellular component: external side of plasma membrane. Lineage: Eukaryota; Metazoa; Chordata; Mammalia; Carnivora; Felidae. Bases 158 to 895 code for a protein of 245 amino acids. Gene Ontology annotation, biological process: T cell receptor signaling pathway; regulation of cytokine production. The record is from RefSeq and is a predicted model, not a curated record. The transcript has 8 exons. Gene Ontology annotation, molecular function: signaling receptor binding.
CUGACCCUGGCGUCCCCUGGUCAGUAGCCCUUUUGUGUAAGUGCCUGGCAGGGGCGACUCCGGGGCUGCUCCGGGCCGCCCGGGUCCUCCCCUCGGGCUCUGUCAGAGGAAGGGGACACCUCUCUGCAGGGGCUCUCUGUCCCCAGUCACAGUGCAGAUGGCAAGCGCAUGGAGCUCCCCUCCACCCAGCCUUCCCUCCCUCCUCCUCCUCCUCCUCCAGCUGUCCUUCAGCUAUGCAGGACAGUUCAGGGUCAUAGGACCCGGCCACCCCAUCCGGGCUCUGGUGGGGGAUGAAGCAGAGCUGCCGUGCCGCAUGCACCCGGGGAAGAACGCCACGGGCAUGGAGGUGGGGUGGUACCGGCCCCCCUUCUCCAGGGUGGUCCAUCUCUACCGCAACGGCCGGGAUCAGGACGCGGAGCAGGCCCCCGAGUACCGGGGGCGGACGGAGCUGCUGAAGGACAACAUGGGCGAGGGCAAGGUGACCCUCAGGAUCCGGAAGGUCAGGUUCUCAGAUGAAGGAGGCUUCACCUGCUUCUUCCGGGACCAUUCCUACCAGGAGGAGGCCGCGAUGGAGCUCAAAGUGGAGGAUCCCUUCUACUGGAUCAACCCCGGGGUGCUGGUCCUGAUGGCUGUCCUCCCCGUGCUCCUCCUGCAGAUCUCGCUGGGCCUCGUCUACCUCUGCCUGCAGCACAGACUGAGAGGAAAACUUCGGGCAGAGAUAGAGAAUCUCCACCGGACUUUCGACCCGCACUUCCUGAGGGUGCCCUGCUGGAAGAUCACCCUGUUCACGCUGGUGCCGGUGCUCGGACCCCUGCUUGCCCUGGUCAUCUGCUACAACUGGCUGCAUCGGAGACUGGCAGGGCAAUUUCUUGAAGAGCUAAGAAACCCCUUCUGAGCUGGACUGGCCCAUGGACCGGCCCUCAGGAUGCGGAUCCCCCAUGUUGAACAC